Molecule: messenger RNA, 936 nt
Organism: Vombatus ursinus (common wombat)
Lineage: Eukaryota; Metazoa; Chordata; Mammalia; Diprotodontia; Vombatidae
Product: olfactory receptor 480-like
Exons: 1
Coding region: 1-936 (311 amino acids)
Biological process (GO): sensory perception of smell; G protein-coupled receptor signaling pathway
Cellular component (GO): membrane
Molecular function (GO): odorant binding; olfactory receptor activity; G protein-coupled receptor activity
Source: RefSeq, a predicted model, not a curated record
AUGUCUGACAACUGCACUGCUGUGACUGAAUUCAUUCUUUUGGGAUUAACAGAUGACCAAACCCUUUGUGUCAUCCUCUUUGUGAUAUUUCUGGGCGUCUAUGCUGUCACCUUAGUUGGUAACCUUAGUAUAAUCAUAUUGAUCAGAAACAGCUCCCAGCUUCAUACUCCAAUGUACCUCUUUCUCAGUCACUUGGCUUUUGUGGAUAUUGGAUUUUCCUCAUCUGUCACACCUCUCAUGCUCAUCAACUUCCUUACAGGUGAGACCACAAUCCCUCGAGGGGACUGUGUGGCCCAAUUUUGUUUUGCAGCCAUUUUUGGGGCCACUGAGUGUCUCCUGCUGGCUUUGAUGGCCUAUGAUCGGUAUAUGGCCAUCUGUAACCCCCUACUCUACUCCACCAACAUGUCUCCUAGGCUCUGCACUCUGUUACUCAUCACAUCAUACCUGGGUGGUUGUGUUAAUUCUUGGAUUUUCACUGGUCUCUUAUUGAAUUUGUCCUUCUGUGGACCCAACAAAAUCAAUCAUUUUUUCUGUGAUUAUUCACCCCUUCUGAAACUUUCUUACUCCCAAAAUGAUCUUGCUAAAAUUCUUCCUGCUGCCUCUGCUGGGUCAAUCAUUAUGAUCACAAUGUUAAUUGUCCUAAUCUCUUAUGUAUACAUUCUCUUCUCUGUCCUAAAAAUAAGCUCCAUAGAUGGGAGAUCCAAAGCUCUUUCAACUUGCACUUCCCACCUCACAGCAGUCACCCUGUUCUAUGGGACCACUACAUUCAUUUAUGUGAUGCCUAAGUCCAGCUACUCAACAGAUGAGAAUAAAGUAGUGUCUGUUUUCUACACUACAAUGAUUCCCAUGUUGAACCCCCUGAUCUACAGUCUAAGGAACAAUGAAGUAAAAGAGGCACUGAGGAAACUGAUGAAUAGGAAACAUCCUUUUUCAUGA